AUAAAAAAAAUACACGUUGACCAGGAGCUUUUGCAGAAAGGCAACCGGUGAUCGUAGUCCCUUUCUUAAUCACGAAUCAUCAGCCCUCCCUACUAAAUAAAUAAUCAAUAAAUCCCCAAAUCGAUCGACACAACUGAAAAAAUUCAGAUUAACCAACAUUCCUUUUUAUUCCCAAAUCGAUAUCGAUACUAGUCAGUUUGAAAUCCAAACCUAACAAUUUUAUCAAAUUCAUUCCCAAACCCUAGCAAUAAAAUUACAAGAAUCAUCAAUCAGUUACAAACAAAAAUGUGAAUUAACCCCGGAAAUAUACCGUUUUGUAGAUAUUAUAAUCAGACGAUGGUGAGGUGUGUUGACAAUGAUUUACAACUAGUGUUAAACAACAAUUAUUGCCCAAUCACACUCUUUCAAUCCACAUCCUCAAUUACUUCAUCUCUUCUUAAUAAUGGAUUCCAACAACAAGAAGAAGAAAACUGUACAAGAAAUCAACAAGAAUCAACAACAACAAGAAGAGAAAGUGAAGAUCAUUAAAUGGGAUGACUUUCAACAAGAACUUGCCCGCCUUUCGAGUUUAUCGUCUGCCUUAAACGAAGCCAAUCAAAACAAGUCUUUGAUUCAACAGAAACUUAAUUCUCAUCUACAGUUAGAAGCAGAGUCAUUAAGUCGGUCAAACAAGCUAGAUGAAAUGCGCGAGAAAUUGGAAGCGCGAAAACUGGUUAUGGGAAACAUGUCAAUGCAAUCCAAAGUUGUGCAAGAAAAAGCUAAAAAGCAGGAGGAACAACUUAACUCUGAGAUUAGAUCUCUGCUCAUGGCUGGAACCUCUCUUUCCGUAGCUAGCAAGAGCUUGCAGGAAGCAAAUAAUUCAUUGGGUGGAGAAAGAGGGUACGUUCAUUUACGAAAGUUACAGAAACUGGUGAGGGCGAGGCAGCAACACAUGGUCUCACAAAUUUCGUUACUCUAUCCGGUGAAGUUGGUGGCCGGACAUUCGAUUGAACAAGAACUUGAUUCUUUUUCCAGCAGCAGUAAAUCAGGCAAUCCUUCUGGAGUGAAACCCCUGGAUGCAGGAUCUUUAACUAUUUCGGGUCUUCAUCUCACAGUGCUCCCUUUUAAGAAGAUGAGUUUUUUCACUGAUAAGAAGGAAGUGCAAAGCUCAGCUACUGCUCUUGGUUAUGUUGCACAUGCUGUUUCAUUAAUUGCUUUCUAUUUGGAAGUUCCUUUGCGCUACCCAUUACGAUUAGGUGGCUCUCGUACAUAUAUCUGUGAUUACGCUCCCUCAGUGGAGUCUACAUCAUCUGACAUUACAUCAAUCUCUUUACCUUCCUCAACUUCAAAGCCGAUGGAAUUUCCUCUGUUCUUGGAAGGGCAAGACACAACCAGAUCAGCUUAUGCUGUAUUUUUACUAAACAAGGAUUUGGAACAGCUCUUGAACUUCAUUGGUGUUCAAAGUUUAGGGCCACGACACGUGCUGGCCAACCUGAAAGAGCUGCUAAACAACAUUCUGUCUACGGAAUAUAUCGAUACAUAGCCCGAAAGAGCUUCCAUUUCUGUAGGUUUGUUGUACAUGAUGUCUCUGUAUUCUUACACGGUGCUUGUUUUUUCCCCCACGGAGCACCUUCAGAUGGACUUAUCCUAUAUAAUUGCAGAGACAUCAUCACCUUUUCAGUGGUUGUGUUAGUUGCCCUGGUGUUGAUGAACAUCAUGCUUCAGAAAUUGGUAAUUGGAAGUCUAGUUAGGGAAUGCAAUUUGAAUUGAACAAGAAUACCAAGAGGGUUUAGUGAUAUGCCAUAAAUUGAUCUUUCUGUAGAGGAAUACAUCUGAUGAGUCUCUGUAAAUUCUCAGCAGCAAAUGCAUAACAUGCAUAAAAUUUUAUGCUGACAAUCUCGAUAUAGGACUUUGUUAAAACCUAAAUGGUGGCUAUAAAACCUCACUAGGCGUUAUGAUUGUUGUUGGGUUAAAUAGAUUUUUAAAGUUACGAUUCUUUAAUUCUUUUUUGCACAUCAGUUAUCGACACAAUCUUUUCAAUGUAUGUCUUUUCUUUCUCGGAAA
Erigeron canadensis is the source of this 2043-nucleotide messenger RNA. RefSeq names its product UV radiation resistance-associated gene protein. Gene Ontology annotation, molecular function: SNARE binding. The transcript has 6 exons. Gene Ontology annotation, biological process: SNARE complex assembly. Bases 443 to 1522 code for a protein of 359 amino acids. Lineage: Eukaryota; Viridiplantae; Streptophyta; Magnoliopsida; Asterales; Asteraceae. Gene Ontology annotation, cellular component: lytic vacuole; endosome. The record is from RefSeq and is a predicted model, not a curated record.